Messenger RNA from Acanthaster planci (crown-of-thorns starfish), 8197 nucleotides. RefSeq lists its product as uncharacterized. Gene Ontology annotation, cellular component: nucleus. NCBI's taxonomy places the organism in Eukaryota, Metazoa, Echinodermata, Asteroidea, Valvatida, Acanthasteridae. Gene Ontology annotation, molecular function: metal ion binding. The record is from RefSeq and is a predicted model, not a curated record.
GGUGCUCGUCUAAAAAACGAUCGCGCUUGUAAGUAGUACGUUUUCGAUGGUUUUCUGCCUCAAAUUUUAGAGAUGGCGAACUUCAUGGACAGGCAAACAACCCUGACGCGGCUGUCCAAAUUGCAGCAAGAAAUACAGAAAUUAACAGAUUCUUUGACUUCUCCAAAGUCAUCAUCAACAUCAUCCAAAUAUGAAAGCAAAGCCACAUCUGAGCCUACUCCAAGGUACACCAGCGAGCUUGAGGCUAAAUAUCUCGGAAAAGCCUAUGAUAGCUCCAAGUUCUCCUCUACGGGACGGCGGCCAUCAAAAAGCAGUGGUGUAAAUCAAAGUUGGCGUGACAAUCGGUCGCCGCGAAACCUUGACGAUCGGUCUAACUUGGCUUCGAGGUCAGCCACCUAUUCGGCAGAAUCUUUCCAUGGGAAUGGGCACAAGAGCUUCACUUUUAAUCGAUCUUCAUACACUGGGAGAGAGUAUAAACAAUAUCCAGCCGCUAAACCGUCCAGACAUGAUAGCUACAGUCGUAGUGAGUCACACGGAGAGUCUUACCUGGGAGGCCGUCAAAAAGUGCCGCCCAGUAAGAGAUCUUUGUCGCACAGCUCUGUUGAAUAUUUGAGCAGUGCCAGGAGGCUCAAAGAGAUUGAAGACAAGUACUUGAAGCAUGCCCCUGGACUAUCAACUUGGCAGACCGCACAGUCAAGCAACUCGGCAGCUCUGAGGUCUUUGCUGCCAAUGCCCAGCUUGUCUACUUGUACUUCAGUCCCAUGGAGCAGGAGCCGGAGUUAUCCAAGCCCUAAAGACAGUUCUCACAGGUCAGGCUACCUUGUCGGAUCAUCGUCACCAAGUCUGAGCCUUUCUUCUAAGGGAAAAUCAAGCAAAUAUUCCUGGAGACCGUCGACGCAUGCCCCAAGAUCCCAGACCUCCCCUGCAUCCAGAAGUCACAGCUCUGGACGAAGUUCCACCUCAUCCAGGCAUCACAGCUCAAACACCCAUGGGUCCAAGUACCGUUCUGAGUCAUCAAAGAUGACAUCAUCUUCAUCAAGGAGGCACGGGCAUGAUCCAGAUCGCCACUCCUCUCGUUACAGUUACACCAGCGCAGCGUCUACAGCUAGGCCGUCAAGCACCCAUAGUAGUUCCUAUUCUACCUUUCGAUCGAUGCCACAAGUCAAGCCUUCUAGCAGUGUGCGGAGAUCUACCCAUCACACUUCUGCCCCAGCAAGAAGCCAUGGAUUUUCAAGUCAUAGAGGCCCUGGUUACAUCAGUAGUAGAGGUCGCGGAUUUAGGAGUUCAAGGGGUCGUGGAUCACCACGGGGCAGAGGAUUUGCCUAUCGUGCUUCAAGAGGGGCAGUGACCUUCAGAGGUCGUGGGGCAAGAGGAUACAGGCCAUUUGCGUUCAGAAGUCGUUCAUCCGGAAGGAGCAGGGGGAGAGGCUUUUACAGAGGUCAAAGUUCAUUUGGCUAUAGGUCAGGUACUGCAAGCGCUUGGAGGGUACCACACAGGAGCAGCUACAAUAGAAAAGCGACUUCCAUGUCUCCCAAGAAGUUGUCAACAAGUAGAAGCUUCAGCUCGCGCUAUGCCUUGAGGAGAUCUCUGGGAAUAAGUGCCCGUGACAAACCUCUGUCAUUCAUGGAAAGGAGGAGGCAAACAGUGCUGAGUAAUACACCGGUUCCUCUGAGAUCAAAGUACAACCUGGUCAAAGGUCAUCGCAGUGUUGUCCGGCCGGUGUCAUCCUUGAUGUCGUUGGCAAGGACAGUGAGGAAGACGUCUGACGUCAAACGGCUCGUCACUGUCAAGAACACGAAGACAAAGCUCAUCAGGCGAGCAGAAGGUGAAAGAAGGCCAUCGGGGUCCCUGGUUAACCUGGGAGGUAGUCAGUUUAAGCUCCGCAUCAACCGUUACAGCAAGGUCUUAUACCGCAUUCCGUCUGGCACCCAUGCUGCACCUUCAGGUAGCCCCAUGAGCACCCCUAGAAGCACCCCGAGCACUUCCAAGAAGACCGCAGAGACUCCACGUCACACCUCAAACCAAGGUCGCAAGCUUAUGUUGAAAUCUUCCACCCCCUCUGUCACAAGAAAAGUAGCCAGCCACGUCUUACAACGAAGCAUUUACAUCAGUCUCACUGCAAAGCAGCGCACUAAGAAACAAUCCCAGAUGAAGCAGUACUGUAUGUUUUACAAUCUGUAUGGUCGGUGCAAGAGAGGAGAUGCUUGCCCGUACAUACACGACCCUGAGAAGGUGGCUGUCUGCACUAGAUUUCUGCGUGGCACCUGCCCCAAGACAGAUGGAUCUUGCCUCUUCUCUCACAAAGUUUCCAAAGAAAAGAUGCCGGUGUGUUCCUAUUUUCUGCGCGGCAUUUGCAACAGGGACGACUGCCCAUACUCACACGUCAAGGUCAGCAGCAAAGCCAUCCCGUGCUCGGCAUUCAUCAAGGGUUACUGUCCUCUCGGUGAAAAGUGCAAGAAGCAGCACGUCCUAAGGUGCGUGCGGUUCAGCAAGACGGGGAAAUGUGACAAAGGAAAGGAUUGUCCCUUGCUGCACAAGAAAGAUGCGGUCAACAGCAGUAAGAGCAGGACCAAGGCAAAGAUGGCCACAAAGCGUUCUGGCCAGAUGGAUAAAACAGAUACAAGAACACCAGCAAAGAAAGUUAAAAGGGCAGAUGAAAGCACCAACACUCCAUCAUUCAUCAAGUUAUCCUCAAACAGUCCACCAGAAAAAACAGCGUCCUCGGAGUCUAAAACAGGAGAGGCAACAGCCAACAAGGCAGAGGCAAUGGAAGGAACGUCCUCGCUGACAAGUGGAGAGGUUGGCGGUAUCAUUCCAUCUUUCAUCAAGCUGUCCUCUGUUGAAAGGGCUAAGGCGGCCUCAACAAGUGGUGCCAGCAAGCGAGUGGGAGACACAAAGGCAGAAGAUGACUCUACAAAUCUGUCUCGCAUGCGGACAUCAUCCAACGAUCUCCCGCCUGUUGGAGCGGCCCCUUUCAGCCAGAGCGAUUACCUGGAACUUUUUGACGACACACCAAUAUCCCACCAUUCAUCCCAGGAUGGCCCUGUCACGUCGCCCUCUGCAGUCAGUACGUGCACCUUGACACCCACCAAGCACACCUUCAGUUCCAAGGAGGAGGUGACAGCGCCCUCUCCGUCAUCCGAAGGAGUCGGCAGCAGCACCAGCUUCCCCUCAUUCAUCGAGCUGUCAACUUGUGACACCCCUCUGAUCAGAUGGAGGAGCCCGCAAACACCGAACAGCAAGCUUACAGUAGGGAAAGGGGACACCAAGCUGUGAUGAUAUUUGACUGAAUGUUGACUAGAGGCACAGGGGCAAGGUGCAUCACUGUCAACCAGUAGUCCACCAGUGUGCCUUUCUCAAACUCACCCGCCCCCCUUGUCUUCAGAGCCUCUAGUCUGCCAACGAAGCCAUAGUGUUCCAGGCCAGUGAAUAGGCCUCACGUUGCUCACAUCAACCCAGUCACAAUUUGCAUGCACUCAAAUUCUCUGCUGUUGGAGCAGUCUGCGGUCUGUGAACUGAGGGCUUUUCAUAAAGAAGACUGAACCACAGACAGGACUAAAGUACCAGCUUGCGUGCCUGAGAAAUUGGAACAAAAUUUGAGCCUUCCAAAUGGCUGUGUCUUGCAGUGGAAUUUUUUUUAUCAGUUUUAAAAUGGUGAUGGGCUUCACAACUGUUCUUCUAGGGGUGAUCAUCUCAGGAUGGAGAUAUCUUCACAAGUCAUCGAUUAACCCGUCAACAAUUUAAAAUGAAAAGAACAAUGAAGAAAUAUGUUUCAAUUUGAUAUGCGCUGGAACACCUGAGAAACUUGUAUUUUCCAAAUUUUUGAAGAGGGAGAAUUUAUCAUUGUUGUCAAUGGCACUUUAUUCACCAGUGUGCAAUCUUACAUGUAGCUGUGACAAUGUUUUUUCCAUUACUCUUGACCCUUCACCUUCCACACCAGCCCAUCCUUUGACCCCUCCCCUUUAACAAUUUCCUGUUUGGUUGUCGGAGCAUUGCCAAUUCAAAGAGGUUGUUGACCCAGAAUUGAUUUGUUGUUUUCACUCCAGCUGGGGGUUAUUUCAACCGCAAGUGGCAGUUUUGGUUUCUAAAUUAAUUUCAAAUUAACAAAAAAGAUGUGUCUAUCGAUGGUUUGCCACAGUGUUCAUUGAUCCUGGGUGCCUGGUGAACCUUUGAUUCUCAGAAAGUCUAUUAUUAAAUGCCACUCUAUUUGCCAACAAAAGGUUGAGUUGUGAAGGGCAUCGGUCAGGUUUAGAUGCGGAAAGCUCUUGUAGGCGUAAUUUCCUUGAAAUCCACCCCCUCUCCUUGAAACCAAUCCCCAGUGUGCUCUUGGCAAUGUGCUCACACCUAGAAUAUUCUUUAAAGGAACCUUUCAAACUCAACAGACGUUUUUCUCAGUUUGUAAAAUAACAUCAUCCUGUGAUACUAUGCAAGUUUGUAAAGCAGCAAGGAACACAGAGAAAAUUUGUUUAAGAAUGCUCAAAUCAGUGCCCCAAAUCUCUGUCAUUGAGUGUAGGAGGGGAUGGGGAAUGACCCAAAGCAAAAUUUUGCGGGGGAGGGGGGAGUAAGGGGGCACUUACAAAAGAGUAGGGGGGCACUUUUCACGAUACAGAUAUGCAUUUACUUAUUGUGUAAAUACUGGUUCCACUGCGCUAAUACCAGUUAGUACCGUAAGGGCCUCAACAUACCAAAAUGGGAAACUUACAGUUUUUCUGUUAGCUGUGAUUUCCAGUGCUGUUUUAGUACAAGUGUACAUUUCGUGGCUGUUGAAAGGCUAACAAUUACGGUACUUCAUAAAUCUGCAGUUUUUGUUUCUUACUGCCCAAAAAAAAUUAGGGGUGAUGGAAGAGAAAUGAUCAGAUUGCUGCCAUCAAAACUGGGCAAGACACUGAUUUCCUUUGCCUCCCCUCCCUAAUGUGCACCUCUGGAUGCCGUCCUGCAAAGCAGGUCCCUGUGAACCACCACAUUGUUCUCAAAAAUGGACAGGUUGAUUUCACCUCUUUUUGACCGCUGUCGACGUCUUCAGUUCCAUCAGCGUGCAGCUAGCUGUAGACUGCAGAUCCGGGUGCUUGCAUAUACACACACCCACAUCGGGUCACAGAGAACCCAAUUAACUUGCCACUUCUGACCUGUCAUCUUGGGGUGGGACACAAUCAGGGCAUUCCUCCUUCCGUUCCAUGAAAACCUCCAGAAGCUGAUUCCAGGCUGCUUCUCAGUUUACAUGUACGGCUACGGGUGCAAAUAAGACAGGCACUUGUGCAGUGGAAGCCAGUCAGCCACUGGCUUGUGGCUGUGGCCAAGUUUCACAGGCAUGUGUUUCUCCCAGCUGUGCAGCUCUGCUCUGUUGAUUUGAACACUGCCUGAAUUACUUGUCCAUUGCUUGAAAUUAUGCAUUUAGUCUAUGGUGGUGGCUGUAGCCGCUUCUCAUAGAGUUGUGAGCAACUUCGAGCCGCAGCCAAGUAAUCUGGACGCGGCUUUGUUGUUGCACAACACUCAACAUCAUACAUGGGUUUGUGUUGAAAAAAAGUCCCUCAAAGUGUCUUUUUGUUACAAGAAAGAGGCUUUCAGUGGCAUUGGCCACAAUCUUGAAAGCAAAACAAAGGUUCAAAAGCCACAUAUAAAAAAACGAAGGUAAAGGAGAAAUGACAUCGUCAAUUUCAGUCAUUGCUUCUUCAUAAGAAAAAUUGAUAAACGUUUGGUAUCAUUGGUGAUGACCUCUUACAUGCAAAACUUGUGUCAGCUACAGCAGUGUAAUUUUGGGCACAACUGCACAACGGAUUACCCUGGAUUAUUUGCCCCCUUGAGUCAAUUUGAUAUCAGAUAAAUUGGACAGGCAGUGCUAUUUCUGCACAGGACAAGCUCACCAGUUGCCCCCAAACACAAGCUGGUCCAUGGCUGUCCAGAGACUGUAGAGCAAACUAUGAAAAUUAGCAAGUUCGAUUUGACCUUCAGGCUUGAGCCACAUUAUCUGUAGGGUUCCACAGGGAAUGUUUAAACAAGAUUAAUGCAGCUGGUGUGUUGCCAGGACAAGUCUGUCACACAAAAUGUUUUAGGGACCUUGGAAAUGCCAGCAGUUAAAAACAAGGCCAUCUCAAUGAAAGGAAUUUCUGUUGGGAAGCAGCGCUCAAAGAGAUCAUUUUAAGGCCCCCAAAAAACACCUAAGUUCUAGCUAAUAACUUGGCUAGGAGGGUCAAGUUAAGAGGAAAAUUUUCACAAGCACUUGCCACAAACUUCUGUUUUUCAAAACAUUUGUCAGAGCUGGGAUGAACAUUAUAUAUCUUCAGGGGUACUUCCAACUGAGCCAAAAAAAUCCCUUCCACCAAAACACACCCUCAGUAAAAUGGUAAAAACUGUGAUCAUAAAUAUUACACCAGGCUGUUUAGCUGGCUCAAAUUCUUCAAAUUCAGCCCAUUAUUACGCUUCUUUGGUGACAACCGAAUCCUCUCAACCAACCCAGAUUUGUUAUUGAAGUUGAUUCAAUUCCAGUUUCCCCAGCUCUUGGUAUUUGAGCCAAUAUCCACAUCCCAAGCAGCAUUUAGUCUCUGAUGACAGGUGCCAUGAUGACCCCCUUGGGGGCCGACAGGGCAAGCAGACCAAGCCAAUCCCUCACAGGGUCCCUCAGCAGGUGGAAUCCCUCUUAAAACCAAACACAAUAAUCAGGCCCUUGAUUUAUUCCUGAAGGAUGGUGAUUUGGUAAGCUUUGAAGACACCAUGAGGACACCCUGUUUUCCCCAUUUUUCAGUCCUGGAUAGAAAGUUGGACUGUUUGAGCUUAGUGAGUCCAUAAAAAAAAUCCAAGGACAACUGAAUGCAUAUUGUAGAGAAUGCUUUCUUGGGAAAGAAGUUGACAAUGGGGGGUCAAGGGAAUAUCAGAAGCUUCACUUAAUAUGUAGGCCUAGUCUUUUUAUUUACUUUGGUUUUUAAAUGCCCUGUCAUUUUAUUUUUUCAACUUGUUCAAGAAACCAGAUUUUGCAUAUUACAGUACAAACAAAUACUUGUAAACUUAGCAAACUUGCUUAGCAAGAAAAAGGUUACAGGCAAAAUACAUAUUUACAUGUAGGGCCUAUACGGUACCUGCUUUUUGGUAACUGGUCCCCAGUCAAACUGGAAACUCUGUUUAGGAACUUUUUCGGCUCAGAAGCCCCAGGAAAUUUGCCUCAAGGGUUUAGGUCAAGCUUACCACAGGUUGUUCACUCCAUAUUUGGUAACCUGUGCAUGGUAGCCCAGCAGCAACACUCAGCCCUCCGUUAGCUCUUCCCCAAAGCCACAGACCUCAUCACCCAUACAGUGUUUGUGUUCCCUGCACAGUUGAAUCAAGGCAAUGUCAGUCACAUCAAUCUCUAGGCAUUAUCCAAAAUCUUACAGUUGAGCUCAUGUUAAUCUGCACUGGGGGAGGUAGGGUUAAAUUAUUGUAGUCUUUUUGUACCAGCAUUGUUCACAUCUAGAGGGGCAUGCACAGUACCCCCCUCCUCUUAAUAGUUACACAACCACUCUAGAUUGAGUGUGCUUGUAAUGGCUGUGCCAGGCAAAUAUGUAGAUCACGGUCUGCUGGACCAUGGAGGAAGGAGGGGACUGAGUACUUGGCACAGCCUCCAAUUAGAACCAAGAUCAUGUGAAAAUAACGAACAUACUGUUACAUCAUGUGUGUUUCUACGUGAUGCAUGUGACUUCGAUGUGACUUUCUGCAUACCGAAAUUCCAGUGUGAACUCUGUAUCCUGAACUAUUCUGAUUGGCUUGACAAGGGAUUGGAUUGAUGUGAGACUCCUGGUGACAAAAGCGAAUAUUCUCUCAGCACAUUCAAGUGCCUUAAUGCUAGGUCUCCGGCAAUAAGAACAUUUGAUUGAAAGUCACAGUCAGAAGAAAAGGAGAGCACAAUUUAGUGGUGGUAAAAUGGGAAUGUUCCUGGUGGAACUGCGCCUUGUCAAUCCUUGAAAUUGUCCAUCAUAGUUAAAGCUCUGUUGAACUUUCCAUAUCUGAAGAUGGGUCACUAAGGGUUUUUUCCCCAAGCUUUCCGGUAGCCUCCCCUUUUGUUGCUGCCUCUCCUGUUAUUCAGUGUCUUCUACCCUUUCCCUUCAUUGUCGUCAGUUAACGUCGGAUUUUCUCACCCAAAAAAGAUGCAGGGGGAGGGUUUUUACCUGCAAAUUCUCCACCCUUGCAAUUGUGCUUUGACCCAACCAAGCAGGACGCGUUAAUAUGUCAA